Messenger RNA from Exophiala aquamarina CBS 119918, 1545 nucleotides. RefSeq lists its product as uncharacterized. The transcript is spliced from 3 exons. Gene Ontology annotation, cellular component: plasma membrane. Gene Ontology annotation, biological process: dipeptide transport; transmembrane transport; allantoate transport. The coding region runs from base 1 to 1545 and encodes 514 amino acids. NCBI's taxonomy places the organism in Eukaryota, Fungi, Ascomycota, Eurotiomycetes, Chaetothyriales, Herpotrichiellaceae. Gene Ontology annotation, molecular function: dipeptide transmembrane transporter activity; allantoate transmembrane transporter activity. The record is from RefSeq and is a predicted model, not a curated record.
AUGGAGUCGAAAUCGGCAUCGAUUCGGGCUGAACCCGAAGUUGGCCACGCUUUGAGCAAGCAGUAUACCGAGGAAGGACCUGUGAAAGCGACCAAAGAUGCAGAUGCAGCUCUAUCUUUCACCUUGGGGGAGACCGUCACGUACGACGAGGCCACCAGUAACCGCAUUCGCCACACGAUCGACAAGCAUCUCAUUCCCUGGAUGUUCUUCACGUUCAUGAUUCAGUACUUCGACAAGACGCUCUUGAGCUAUGCCUCGGUGAUGGGUCUCAUCGUUGACGCAAACUUGACGACGUCGGAAUAUGCCUGGUGUGGGUCGAUAUUCUAUUUUGGGUAUCUGGCGUUCGUCGGGCCUCACAACCGCCUGAUGCAGAGGCUGCCUAUCGCACGAUACCUGUCAAGCGUCAUUAUCGUAUGGGGUGCCGUCCUGUGUAUCAAUGCCGCAUGCACUAGUUUUGCCAGUCUGAUGGUUGCCCGCUUCAUUCUCGGCGCUCUCGAGGGUGCAGUCACAGCGGGCUUUGUGCUCAUCACAGCAAGAUGGUAUCAACGUGAUGAACAAGCAAUACGCACAGCAUUCUGGUACGUCGGAAACGCUGCGGCGCAGAUACUAGGAGCGGCGUUUGCGUAUGGCGUUGCGAUAGGGUUUGAUAACCCCAAGAUUACCUUCGCAGGCUGGAAAGCUCUGUUCAUCCUCUCAGGUGGAAUUACCUGCAUCUUUGGAGUUUCGAUGCUGCUGUACUUCCCGGAAUCUCCGAUCACUGCGAAAUGGCUCAGCGACCACGACCGUCGAGUCGCAAUCGAGCGACUUCGAGUUAAUCAACAAGGUAUUGGGAGCAAAGUCUUCAAGUGGCCUCAAUUCCGCGAGGCCUUCACUGACGUACGGACAUGGCUAUGCUGCCUGUUUUGUAUUUUCUGGCUGAUCCCGUCCGGAGGUCUCACCGUAUUUUUCGGCUUGCUUCUCAAAAGCUAUGGCUUCGACUCGAAAACCACGCUCCUCGUAAGCAUGCCGAGCGGAAUCACGCAGAUCGUGACAAAUCUCUUCUUUCCAUAUCUCGCUCGCAGGAUCAAUAAUCGCAUGUUGGCCGCGAGUCUGGCUGUUCUGCUCAGUAUCUUCUCCAUCGCCCUGAUGACCGGUCUGGCCACCCAUGGUCCAACGGCUCACCGCAUCGGCCAGCUGGUGGCAUAUUAUAUCAUCCUAGGAAACUCUCCCUCCCCGCUGAUCCUCAUUCUCAGUCUUGUCAGCACGAACGUCGCAGGCUAUACGAAGAAGACGACCGUGAAUAGCUUGGUCCUCAUAUCGUACUGUGGUGGAUUUCUGAUCGGACCGCAAACAUUUCGGGAUCCUCCCUACUACACAAAAGCCAAGUACACCAUCCUCGGCGUCUAUGUGGCCUCCUUGCUGUGUCUUUUGGGCCUGUGGUGGAUCAACUGGCGUGAGAACAAGCGCCGAGACAAGGUUGCCGUUGACCUCCCCCCUCAACCCGCCGGACAGGAGUUUCAGGACCUGACAGACAAGGAAAACAAAUACUUCCGCUAUGCAAUCUGA